AUGGCCUACUCGUCCACCUACAAGCCCCGUCCGUUCACCGACGUCUUCACAGGCGACACCGACAUCAACCGUCGCAAGACUGGGCGCACCGUGCCCAUGAAGGUCCUAAUCCUUGGCCUCGGCCGCACUGGCACCGCCUCCAUGCGCGCCGCCAUGAAGCAGCUCGGCUACGUCGACACCUACCACAUGAUGAACUGCUCCAUCGAGAACCCGCCCGACGCCCUCAUGUGGAUGGACGCCCUGUGCGCCAAGUACGACGGCCAGGGCGCCAAGUUUACGCGUGACGACUGGGACCAGCUGCUGGGAAACGCGCAGGCCGUGUGCGACUGGCCGGCCAUUGCGUUCGCGCGCGAGCUCAUCGAGGCGUAUCCCGAGGCGAAAGUGGUGCUCACGAACCGCGAUGUCGACUCGUGGCACGCAUCCACCAUGAAGACGGUCUACUGGCGAGUCACCGACCCGGAGCUGCGUUGGCUCUCGCGCUUCGACUGGGCCGCCGGCAUGUACUACCCGAUGCUAAAGAAGUUCUUUGAUACGUUCUUCGAGGGCGAUUUUCCGGCUCGAGGCAAGGACGUGUUCCGUCGACACUAUGCAGAAGUGCGCAGCCUGGUACCAAAGGAGCGCCUCCUCGAGUACCGCGUCACGGACGGAUGGGAGCCUCUGUGCGAGUUCCUCGGCGAGCCAGUGCCGAAGGGAUGCUCGUUUCCAAAUGUCAACGACAAUUCGGACUUUGUGACGCGCUCCCGCCGCAGGAACAGAAACCAGAUGUACAAUGUAGCGCUACGGUAUCUGUUGUGGACGGUGGUUGUGCUGCUCCUGUUUGUCGCCCUGCGGCGGAUGCUGGCCAUGUGGCAGCUCAUCUAG
Molecule: messenger RNA, 861 nt
Organism: Purpureocillium lilacinum
Lineage: Eukaryota; Fungi; Ascomycota; Sordariomycetes; Hypocreales; Ophiocordycipitaceae
Source: RefSeq, a predicted model, not a curated record